AUGCAUGUGUGCACAUGUGCGUGUGCGUUAACCGAACCGACCUUCCAACAAAAUUUUCACCAUCCAAAAAGGCAGAAAUCAUCAAGAAAUUCUAAUCUAUUGAUAUACGGUCGAAUUGUUGGAAUAUUCUUUUUUUUUCUUAUCAUCAUACCCAGUGAAUAACCGUCUAAUCUAUCUUUUCUUUUUAAAAUCCGGUUUCAAUUCUUUUACUUACUGUAGAUAAUAAUGCAACGACAAUUCAGGCCAAUUUUAGCUCAAUUUUUUCGAGCCCAAUCAUUAUCAUCACAUCAACAAAAUGUUAAUCGUCAUCAAUCAAUACAUACGGUAACAAUGAUUCCCGGUGAUGGUAUUGGUCCCGAAAUAUCGGAAUCGGUGGAAAAAAUUUUCGCUGCUGCCAAAGUACCGAUCGAAUGGGAUCGUGUAGAUGUCACCCCAGUCAAAGGUCCGGAUGGUCGUUUUUCAAUCCCACUGAAAGCAAUCGAAUCUGUACAACGUAAUAAGAUUGGUCUCAAAGGGCCAUUAGCAACACCGAUCGGUAAAGGACAUCGAUCAUUAAACUUGGAAAUUCGUAAAGUAUUUUCAUUAUAUGCUAAUGUACGGCCAUGUCGUUCAUUGGAAGGUUAUAAAACAUUGUACGAUAAUGUCGAUAUUGUCACUAUUCGUGAAAAUACUGAAGGCGAAUAUAGUGGUAUCGAACAUGAGAUUGUACCGGGUGUCGUACAAAGUAUCAAACUAAUCACUGAACCAGCUAGUCGUCGUGUUGCUGAAUAUGCAUUCGAAUAUGCUAUAGCGAAUGGCCGUAAAGUCAUUACAGCUGUACAUAAAGCCAACAUUAUGCGAAUGUCCGAUGGUCUAUUUUUGCAAUGUUGUCGUGAAACGGCCGAAAAACAUCCUGAAAUCAAAUAUAAAGAAAUGUACUUGGAUACCGUUUGUUUGAACAUGGUCCAAGAUCCUUCUCAAUUCGAUGUAUUGGUCAUGCCCAAUCUGUACGGUGAUAUUCUAAGUGAUUUGUGUGCCGGUUUAAUUGGUGGCCUCGGUGUGACACCUUCGGGUAAUAUUGGCAAAGAAGGUGCUGUAUUUGAAUCUGUACACGGUACUGCACCAGAUAUUGCCGGUCAAGAUAAAGCCAAUCCAACGGCAUUAUUACUUAGUUCAAUUAUGAUGUUACGUUAUAUGGAAAUGAAUGAAUUUGCCGAUAAAAUUGAACAUGCAUGCUAUGAUGUGAUUCGUGAAGGCAAACAUCGUACGGCCGAUCUAGGCGGCAAGGCUAAAUGUUCCGAAUUUACCAAUGAGAUUUGUGCACGACUCUAAAGAGUGAGAUAAUGAUUGUAUAUCUCUCACCUCACCCCCACUACUCCCGUUUCAAUCACCACAACCACCACCGACACCAUCUACAUCUCUCUCCACACACCCAGUUGCUAUAUUAUUAUUAUUAUUCAUCUCGUUGGCCUCUACGUAUUAAAAGACAAUGAAUAGGUAAUCAAAAACAAACAGAGAAAUAUUCGCCCAUUUGUAAAUUGUGAAUUAAUGAUCAAUUUGAUUGAUUAAUGAUGAUAAUUUAUUUUCUGUGUUUUUGUUGUUGUUGUUGUUGUUGUUUAUGUAUUAGGAAUUAUACCAAUAACAAUAAAAUUGAAAAAAAAUGAAUGAAGAUUAAAAUAUAAUCGAAUAUGA
Molecule: messenger RNA, 1671 nt
Organism: Dermatophagoides farinae (American house dust mite)
Lineage: Eukaryota; Metazoa; Arthropoda; Arachnida; Sarcoptiformes; Pyroglyphidae
Gene: Idh3a
Product: isocitrate dehydrogenase [NAD] subunit alpha, mitochondrial
Biological process (GO): isocitrate metabolic process; tricarboxylic acid cycle
Cellular component (GO): mitochondrion
Molecular function (GO): magnesium ion binding; NAD binding; isocitrate dehydrogenase (NAD+) activity
Source: RefSeq, a predicted model, not a curated record